AUGCUCAGCUUGUCUGUGGUUCGGUGGCUGGAGCAGCUGUGGGACUCUGAUGCCAAGACCCGGGGGUGCUCGCAAGCCACCAUGUCGCUUGACAACUACGCUCUCGAUCCCGCCGACGCCAAGAUCCUCAGCCACGGCCUCAUAGAGCUGCGGCUAGCUCGCCUCUCCUCUACCGUAGCCUCGCUCGAGCGGACUCUUUCCGAAAGAGGCGGUGACUUCUCAGCGUGCCAUGACUUGAUAAGCGUUAGGGACUGGGAUUAUGCAAACAGGAUCCGUCGCUGCCGGAAGAACAAGCACAAGGUCAAGGACAAGGACAAGGGCAACGACAAGGGCAACGACAAGACCACGACCAAGACCACGACCAAGACCAAGACCAAGACCAAGGCCAAGGCCAAGACCAGGAACAAGGACAAGGACAAGGACAAGGACAAGGACAAGGACAAGGACAAGUGCAAGACCAAGAACAAGAGCAGGGACUCCAACAAGGUCAAGAACGAGGACACCAUCAAGGACAAGAGCAAGAACAAGAACACCAACACCAACAUGAUUGGAUGCUACCGGCCACCUUUGCGGAAUCAGCAUCCACAACCUGCGAUUUCGACAGCAUGUUCGCCCUAG
Molecule: messenger RNA, 618 nt
Organism: Lasiodiplodia theobromae
Lineage: Eukaryota; Fungi; Ascomycota; Dothideomycetes; Botryosphaeriales; Botryosphaeriaceae
Exons: 3
Coding region: 1-618 (205 amino acids)
Source: RefSeq, a predicted model, not a curated record